GCGCAGGUAGAGGUGGAAGUCUAGAGUUGCCGUGAGUAGUCACUCCGCCGCGCUACGGUCAGUCAGUCCAGUUCACUCCGAGUGAUAAGUGCGUGGUGAACGUUAUUGUGACUUGUGUUGUCAACCUUCGUUCAAUAAACUUGCAUACAGUGCGCGCAUGAUUUUCCAUAGACCAGGAACAUCAAAGGCUACUAUUUUAAGGAAUGCUUUCAAGAAGUGAAGGACCAUGUAUGCCUCUAGAUACACUGGUGUCUACAUAGCAGUGUACAUGUCCCAGCUUGCAAUACUGGUGCAUGCAGACAAGAGUGUAGGCAAGGGUGUGGGGCUGUGGUUUGUCAAGUCCCCUGAGCCGAUCGCUGUUCCGCCCGGAGACGAUGUGGACUUUGAGUGCUCGCUUAAUGUCGGCUCUGAGAAUGUCCGGUGGAAACACAACGGCAAGCUGCUGCCAGAGGAGAGCGCUGCUGACCCGUCAUCUACAAGGAGGACUGUCAAAGUCAUUGACGACCGACAAGCAGGGGACUACCAGUGUAUAGCCUGGUAUGGAGCCUCUGCCCUGGCUAGUACCAUCGGCAGACUAACGUUGGCCGAGCUGAAACAGUUCCCGCCUGCGUCUCCUCGGUACUUCACCGUCACUGAGGGCAACAGUGUAGUCAUCGACUGUCCUGCGCCUGUCAGUUACCCUCCAGCUGUUAUACAGUACUACUUCAACAAUGUGCUCCUCUCUGAGUCAUCGUCUCUGGUGACCACCAAUUCUCUAGUCCUACACAAUGUGACCAAUGCUCAGUCCGGCAGAUAUAGCUGCAGUGCCUUCAACUACAUCACUAGCCAAACAGUUCACUCCCCGAUGGUCACUACACUGUCUGUGAUAGGCACACUACAACCUUCUCCUCCAAGGUUCCUAUACACUCCCCAGGCCACGUAUGUUGUGCAGAACGGUUCAAAUGUGACCCUGGAAUGUCUCGGUGUUGGAACCCCUCCUCCCUCAGUGGGCUGGAGAAGGGUGGGGGGAUCCUUGCCCAAGGAUCGGACGCAGCUAGUCACUGGAGGCCUGCGAUUGGCCAACGUUCAGGCUUCAGACAACGGAGCGUACGUCUGUGAGGUGUCCAACGGGAUUAACCCUCCAAUAACACACCAUAUCACUCUUCAGGUUCAAGAGCCGCCAGUGGUGACUCGGGAACCGAACAACUCCGUGGUGGAGGAGGGAGGCCAGGUGGAGGUCGGGUGUGAAGUGAGAGGAACACCUCCUCCCUCCGUCACGUGGCUGCUGAACGGAGAGUCUCUGGACAACGACACUCACGCAGUGGUCAGGGGACACAAGCUGAGGAUCACUGAUGUACAGAAGAGACAUGCAGGUGUGCUGCAGUGUUUAGCAGUGAAUCCCCUCGGCUCUACGUACGGAGCCGCAAUGUUACAAGUGUCACCGAAACAAGUCACUGCCAACGCACCUUCCUACCAAGAAUCCCCAGAAGGAGUUAGUCUGCUGCCUCCCCUUCCUCCUGGCAGGACGCAUCCCAAGAAGGAUCACACAAGGAAAGGCAAAGGAAGGAGAAAAGACAAGAAACAUAAAGGCUCAGUGUUGAUGGUUCCUCCGACCAGACCCAACAUUACCAGGCUGUCAGACAGGUCAGUGAUGGUGAGAUGGAGUGUUCCGCCCAACGACGGACUACCUAUCCAAUUCUUCAAGGUGCAAUACAGAGAGCUGGGAGGACGAGGGAGAGGCUCACGUUGGAUGACCAGCAAUGAGGACAUUCCCAGUCACAUCAGGAGCUACGAAGUGGACAGCCUGGAGACUGAUCAUACCUACAGGUUUCGCAUCGCAGCUGUUUACUCCAACAAUGACAACAAGUUGGGUCCAAACUCCGCCAGGUUCCACCUCCACCGAGGGUCACCCAAAGAUCGUAAGCCUCUGUCCCCUCCUUCCCUCACGCACACGGAGGCAAUCAGUCCCUCCGCCAUCAAGAUACAGUGGCAGUACCUCAACUCCGUGAUGGCGCCGGUGGAUGGUUUCUACGUGUACUAUCGCAUGACCAGCAACGCCGGUGACUACAUCAAGGCCACAGUAGAGGGAGAGAACACCAGAGCCUUCAUAAUCACCCAUCUGCUGCCGGACACAGCCUACGACAUCAAGAUACAAGCCUUCACCGUCAACGGUGCCAGCGACUUCAGCGCCAUCCUCACCCAUAAGACUCUGAAAGACUUAUCUGCGAAUACCACAUCAACGACGACCAAUACACAAGUUGUCGAGAACCAUCCAGACGACAGUUCCAACAACCGGCUGUACGUAAUGUUGGCAGCAGUGUUAGGAGGUUUGACACUGCUCACUGUCGGGUUGGCAGCAUUGUGCUUUUGCAAGCAACGAUCCUCAUCUCUGGACGAUUCAGGCGCAGGGGAGGAGUGUGAUAAGGUAGGGAGGGGAGAGCCAGGACUGACCAUUCAACAGCUGGACCCUCUACCCAUGAACGGGUUUGCUCACGGACACACCGUCACUCACAACGGCAAGAUGAACGGGUACACGCCACACACCAUCAACAUCACCAACAAUCCUCUGGCUGAGCCGCAUCAGGAUAAGAAUGUGAUGGAGAUGUCCUAUAUGAAGGGACAGAACAACAACUGCUCGGCGGAGAGCAGUGGCGGGGGAGAGGGAGAUGAGCAAGCGUGGAGAGAGAGAAGUUCUGGAGAAAACUACGUCUAACUGUGAUUUAAAGGCAACGAAAAGACGAGCCAUAUAAUUUGUUAGGUUUUUAAACAGCAAAGCUGUUAGUAUUUUAGUUUAUUAACAACGGAAUUUUAUACGAUAGUUGUACAUAUUUGUUAAAUUGUUUAGUAACACUGUGAUAUAGUUUAUUGUAGAAUUAGCUUGUAAGGUCAUUAAGUGUAACUAGACUUCAAGAAAGUAUAGUUUUGUUUUAAUUUAUAAAGUUAUUUUUAUUGGAAUGUGACAACUGUAUUUAUAAUAUUUAUGGCCUCUGUAUAUUUUUCUAUAUUUAUAAGGAAGUGUUAAACCAAUAGAUAUUGGAUUUAUCAAACUUGCAAUUUAAAUCAAAAUGAUUAAGUGCCCCUAUUGUUAGUCGUAAAACGUUUCAAUUCUUUAGCUUCUAAAUCAAGUUGUACCAAAAGUGUUCAAGAUUACUAAAAUAUGUUGCUUGGAUGUUGUUUUGGAACUAUAAGUAUUAUUUAGAUAAUUUUUUUUCCAAACAGUAUUGAUGUUAAGAUGUUGAGCAUAUUCUAAAGUUCAAACAGUAUUAAGGCUAAUUCAUUAUUUUCUUUGAUUUUUAAUGUGAAUGAAUAGAAAAAAAUAUGAUUAUCAAUUUCCUACUCCUAUAUAAUCUAAAAAAUUAGAUUCAAUAACAAAUUCAUAUUAAUAAAUAAAUAGAAGAGGUUGAAUUUUAAAAACAAAAAAACUAAUACCAUGGUUCUUUUGCCCGUAUUGUAGGCGUAUGCCAUAUAUAAACAUUUGACAUUAACUUUCAAUGGUGCUAUAGUAUUCAUUAUCGAUUGAGGUACUUAUUUGGCUUUAUAAUAGAAUAAAAACAGAAGGGGAAUCAUAUUUACAUAAACAUGUGAAUUCCUGUUAGCAAUUCUACUUAAUAACUCUUAAAUGUGUAACAGAUAAAAAACAAAUGAAAAAAUUGUGUUUGAAAUAAGUUAGUGAACAAUUAUUAGAUAAGGAUGUAAAUGUAUUCAACGUUUAUUUAUCAAAAUUUUUUUGUGGAUUAAAACUUAAGAAUGUAAUUAUCAAAAACUGACAAAGGUUCUUUCAAGGAUAAUAAUAUAACAAGUCUGUAUUAGUUUGAUAAACUAAGUCAAGUAUUACAACAAAAUUUUAUAGGGUUGCAUUACAGAACAAAUUCAUAACAUAAAGUUAUUUAUGAAACAAAAUAAAAGGGUUCAUGUUGUUUCACAAAGGUAUGUUUUUACCUUAAGCUUAGUUGUCUUUCAACCAAAUCUAAGACUUUGAGUAAAUAAUGCAAUUUUAAUGUUAGGUAUUGGUAUUGUAAUAUAUUGUGCAAUAUUUGAAGUGGAAUGUGUAAAUGUUUAAACUGUUGCUAAUAAUAUUUUGUUUUUGUAACUUUUAUAUCCAAAACAUUUUUCUAUAAUGAAGAAACGCUUUACAAUAUUUUGGUAGCUAUAACCCCUAGACUGAUUACGAUAAUGGAUGAAAUAUUUUCAAUGUCUAUGUAUUUUUUACAGUAGCAUAUAUAGAUAAAAACUAUUUUGUAAAAUUGUUUUGAAAAUAUCAGAGUAACUUUGAAAGGUAUCACAAAUCUUUACUAUAAAGUUUAAAUUAUUAACAAAUUUUAUACAAAUGUUAAUUUUGUACAUAAGAAACUUGUGAAUAUACUUAAUAUAAAAAUUCAUUGUGAAUAUAUUUUUAUACUUAAAAAUAUUUUUUUCAAAUGUUGUAACAUGUGUGUAUUUUCCGUGUAUAAAGUUUUCUGACACGUAACAUAGUGCUAUGUCAACAAAAACGUUAACUUAUUAAAAUUACUUUAGGUUAAUUAAUUGUGAAACUAAAGAGAUGCAGUACCAGUAAUCUUCCAAUAAAAUACAAGGUUCCUACCACCGUCCAGGGAAUUCAUGUUUCACUCUUAUUUCCUUUCAGAUGAACCUUUAAUAUUUGGUUACUUCACGUGUAAUGUUAGUGCUAUAGUCCCAGAAACACCAACUUAAUGACUGGAGAAAUAGAGAACUGAAAACGUAAAAGAGGUAGAAAAUAUAACUAAGCUCUAAAUAACUCAACUGUAGUUUUUCGAGCAACCUGCUUUGAGUAAGGUUUGUCUGUAUUACAGUAUUAAAAGAGUGCCAUUUUUUCAAAGAAGAUUAAUUAAUUGUCAAUGAUUGAUGAAUAAUUCAAACAGAAGCAGAAUUGUAAUCAAUCACUUUGAGUCAUAAUUUGUAUUUCUGUUGGAACUAACUCAUAGUUCAAAUUAAUUCAGGUAUCACCAAUCACAUAAAUUCAUUGCAGUUUUGAUCACAAAACAAUAUACACGUACAGGUGUAGUUUUAAUUUAUUUGAGGUGUAUUUUUAAUUGUGAGUAUAACUGUAUACUGAAGGUAGAUAUUUUUAUUGAAAAAAUAAUGCUCUUCAUACUAUUUGCUUGUAUUAAUCUCUGAUGCUAUUAUUUAAGUAGCUACCAACAUUGUAUAGAUCUCAACAUGUCUCAACUUAAUAAAUCAGGGUGUAAAUUAGCAAAUAUUGAGUAGUAAAAUACAUUUAUAUUUGUUAAUAUUUUACAAUUUUAACAUAUUAAAAUUAGUGCAAAAUUUAUAACACAAUAUUUCUUAUUUAUAAAUAUGUUAACAUUAACAAAAUUAAAUUUAACUAUACAUGAAGGCUAAGCUUAGGACUGCCUAGUCAAUUCUUCCAAUUUUUCUUAAAACAUAAAAUAUGGUUAGAAUUUUUUUCUUUUUCUAUUUAUAAUUGAAUUUUUGUAGAAAAAUAUUUAAACUGAAAAGUACAUGAUUUAAGAUAGUUGAAAAUGUAAGACUAUUAAGUAUGGUUUCAUUUUGUUUUGACAGUACCUAGGUGAUGAUUCAACCCGUUUUUAAAUGAUAAGAACAAAUUGUCACUAUUAACAUAUUUUUAGACAGUUUUAUUUUGUAAUUUUCACCCUGAGUUGUUAAGGAUUGUUCAAGUUUCCAAGUCAUUGGUCAGACUUAUUGUGCAAUAUGAAUAACAUUGGCACAUUACUUUGUUAUAAUGAUCUGUAACUUAAGUAACAAAAUAUACACCUUUACUAUAUGAAUUUCACCAUAAGUAGUUAAAGCUAGUUCUUUGAAUCUACUAUCUUUUCCCCUAUAAAAAAGUAAUUUCUGGCCAUAUAUGGCCAUAUCAAAAUUCCAUAUAUGGUUUUAUAAAGCCAUAUAUGGGUUUUGAUGAGCAUAUAUGGAAGCAUAUAUGGCCAGAUGUGGUUGUAUCCAUAUAUGGUGGUGUCCAUAUAUGGCCA
Macrosteles quadrilineatus (aster leafhopper) is the source of this 5948-nucleotide messenger RNA. RefSeq names its product interference hedgehog-like. Gene Ontology annotation, molecular function: protein binding. The record is from RefSeq and is a predicted model, not a curated record. NCBI's taxonomy places the organism in Eukaryota, Metazoa, Arthropoda, Insecta, Hemiptera, Cicadellidae. The coding region runs from base 227 to 2692 and encodes 821 amino acids. The transcript is spliced from 17 exons. Gene Ontology annotation, biological process: nervous system development; axon guidance; cell-cell adhesion. Gene Ontology annotation, cellular component: plasma membrane; axon.